This is a messenger RNA of Cheilinus undulatus (humphead wrasse), 1317 nucleotides long. RefSeq names its product guanylyl cyclase domain containing 1 (gene gucd1). The record is from RefSeq and is a predicted model, not a curated record. Lineage: Eukaryota; Metazoa; Chordata; Actinopteri; Labriformes; Labridae. Bases 590 to 1273 code for a protein of 227 amino acids. The transcript has 6 exons.
CUUAAGACCUACUUGUUUGGUCUGGCCUUUACUUAAUCUGUUUUGUGUACUGUGUAUUCUCUUAUUGUACCUUUGCAUUAAUUGCUUGUGUUUCUUUUACCUUUUUGUAAAGCACUUUGUGACCUCGCUGUUCUUUAAAGGUGCUAUAAAAAUAAACUUAUUAUUAUUAUUUAAGAUAACUCCUCCGUGCCGCAUGGGGGCAGCAUAGCACCAGAUGACACCAUCACCAAAUUAGAAUCUUCUCAGUAUGCUAGCAAACAACAGAGAAGUGAAGUAGGGGAGUCGGCGGAGCCACCGUCACACAACUAUUCUUUAUAGACUAUUUAUUGCCUGUUUUCACUCGCUGACUUAUUAAUGACCGUAUGUCCAGCAAUAUUGUGCAUCGACCUUCUUCGCUGCAUGAACAGGGAACCCUCCAGGAGACCAGUUUUUGCUGUUAGCCGGACAGCUAAAGUUGAGGUGGGCAGUUGUUCCCUGGUAGUUAGCCUCGAUGAGGAAACACAACCCCGGCUUAAAUGCUGUAAAGAAGACUAACAAGCUUGUCUGGAGUUAGCUAGGUAGCCGCUUGUUUUAAAGAGAGUACCGCAGGAUGACAGAGGAUGCUGUCUUGCUGAAUGUUCCUGUCAUUCGGCAGCUGUACCACUGGGACUGUGGGCUAGCCUGCUCCAGAAUGGUCCUCAAGUACCUUCAUCCUGUUAGUGAUGAGGAGUUUCAGAGAGCAUGCUGGGAUCUGAAGCUGACAGAGAGUGUGUGGACAAUUGACCUGGCCUACCUCAUGUGUCAUCUAGGGAUCAAACACUGCUUUUGUACCCAGACUCUGGGCGUUGAUAAGGGCUUUAGGAAUCAGUCUUUCUAUAAGAAGCAUUUUGACACAGAAGAAGACAGAGUGAAUGAGCUCUUCCUCAAAGCAGAGAGCAAAGGUGUGGUCGUAAAGAAAUGCUCUGUGACAGUUCAGGAAAUCCAGUCUCACCUGGAUCAAGGCCAUGUUGCCAUAGUGCUGGUCAAUGCAGUCGUUUUGUCAUGCGAACUCUGCUCUUCACCCGUCAAAUACUGCUGCUUCUUGCCCGUGGGCCAGAAGUGUUUCUGCAGGAAGCCUGAGUACCAGGGUCACUUUGUGGUAGUGUGUGGCUUCAACAGGACCACUGGCUGUAUUUUCUACAACAACCCUGCCUAUUCUGACCGGGUGUGCUGCACCAGCGUCAGUAACUUUGAGGAGGCCCGUCGAAGCUAUGGGACAGACGAGGAUAUCCUGUUUGUCUUUAAGGAGAGUUGAUGAAAAGGGAAGCUGGACUUGGAUUUCAGCUCAUCAUAAUAGGG